Molecule: messenger RNA, 6054 nt
Organism: Oryzias melastigma (Indian medaka)
Lineage: Eukaryota; Metazoa; Chordata; Actinopteri; Beloniformes; Adrianichthyidae
Product: TNF receptor-associated factor 2
Exons: 11
Coding region: 306-2096 (596 amino acids)
Biological process (GO): regulation of apoptotic process; protein K63-linked ubiquitination; positive regulation of JNK cascade
Cellular component (GO): cytosol; plasma membrane signaling receptor complex; cytoplasmic side of plasma membrane
Molecular function (GO): zinc ion binding; ubiquitin-protein transferase activity; tumor necrosis factor receptor binding
Source: RefSeq, a predicted model, not a curated record
GACCAAUGGCUCGCACGCCUCCACAGCUCGUCUGCCUGUCAACCCGAGUCCCACCCACCGGAUGACGUAAGGGCCAGUCUGCGAGUGAAAUGGCGAUGUUGGACAAUAACAGCCGUCGCGUUUGCAGACCACAUCUGUAUUAUGUGGCUAACGCCGAAAAAGACGCCUCCAUCCGGCUGCAGAACCGCGUCUAAUCACGGCUCCGGGCACGAGCGUCGACCUGCGACGAGGAGACGGGACUUCACGGCGUCCGCGCGCGAUGACAGUGUAGCCUGAACCGCUGGUGCGACGUGCGAACAAACACCAUGGCUGCACAGGAACCGUCCCCGCCCUCAUCCAUGGAGAGCAAUAAGCCCGGAUUCCCCAAGAAGAUCCUGGGCAACAAGCUGGAGGACAAGCACCUGUGCAACUGCUGCCACAACAUCCUCCGACGACCCAUUCAGGCCCAGUGCGGACACCGCUUCUGUUCCUACUGCUUCAACAGGACUGUGAGUAACGGACCUCAGAAAUGCAACGCUUGCAUUAAAGAGGAUAUUUUUGAGGAACCUACAUCCAUUUUGAAACAAGGAUGCGCUUUUCCUGACAAUGCGGUUCGCAGGGAAGUUGAAAGUUUGUCCGCUGACUGCAUCAAUGAAAACUGUCCCUGGAAAGGCACCAUCAAAGAGUACGAGCUGGAGCAUGAGGGGAAGUGUGAGUUCAUGAUCAUCCCCUGCCCCUCCUGCAAAGAGAGAAUCCGCUUCGGUGAACAGGAGCGCCAUAAUGAGCGAGAAUGCCCGGAGAGGACGCUCAACUGCAAGUACUGCAAGGAGCCGUUUCACUUCAAAAACAUCAAGGCACACGAUGAGAUCUGCCCCAAGUACCCCAUGAUCUGUGAAGGCUGCGCCAAGAAGAAAAUACCUAGAGAAAAGUAUGUGGACCACAUUAAAUUUUGCAGCAAGUUCAGAACUCCAUGUAGAUUCCACGUCGUUGGAUGUGACAUGUCUGUGGAGAAGGAGAAGAUUCACGACCACGAGCGCGCCUUUGCAUAUGAGCAUCUCAACCUGCUGCUGCAUUACAUCAUGGGUAUGAAAGUGAGCAUGGAGGGCCUGCAGCCCCAGGGCCUGGAAACAGCUGGACACAAACUGGUGGAACUCCAAAAAUCCCUCAGGGAACUCGAGGCCAGAGUCUCCCAGCUCAGCACCACUUCCUCUGGGCCUCCCGUGCAGGGAGCCGCCGCCUCCUCUUCAUCUUCUAGCUCCGGUCCCCCUGGUCCACCUGCCUCCGUCCCGCUCCCGCCGCCUCCCACCCUCCCUCCGACCCUGUCAGUGUCUACCUCCUUCACGCCCCUGCCCAGCUCCGUGGGCGCGGCGCUGGAGCUCCAGCUCCACAGCGAGAAGACCAAGGUGGCCGAACUGGGCCGCAGGUGCACAGAGCUGGAGGUCAAAUCCGGCACCUUUGAAAACGUGGUGUGCGUUCUGAACAGAGAGGUGGAGAGGUUCACCACCACCAUGGAGGCAAGCAACCGGCAACACAAACUGGACCAGGAUAAGAUCGAGGCUCUGAGUAACAAGGUGCGACAGCUAGAGAGGACGGUGGGGCUGAAGGACCUCACGGUGGCGGAGAUGGAGGGUCGACUGAGGGAAAUGGCCGCCACCACCUUCGACGGCGUCUUCAUCUGGAGGAUUUCCGACUUCGCCAAGAAGCGUCAGGAUGCCAUCGCGGGGCGGGCUCCUGCAAUGUUCUCCCCAGCCUUUUACACCAGCAAAUACGGCUACAAGAUGUGUUUACGGAUCUACCUGAACGGAGAUGGGACGGGGCGUGGCACCCACCUGUCUCUGUUCUUUGUGGUGAUGAGGGGACUGAGUGACGCUCUGCUCAAAUGGCCUUUCAACCAGAAGGUGACCCUGAUGCUGCUGGACCAGAGCAACAGGGAGCACAUCAUCGACGCCUUUCGCCCUGAUGUCACUUCCUCCUCCUUCCAGAGACCCGUGAGCGAGAUGAACAUCGCCAGCGGCUGUCCGCUCUUCUGCCCGCUCUCUAAGCUGGACGGCAAAAACUCUUACAUCCGCGACGACACCAUCUUCAUCAAAGCCAUCGUGGACCUCACCGGCCUCUAGAUGGCCCCUCGGGGGCGCUACUGCGAGGCAACCCAGCCGCUCUUUGACCGUUAAAAGCUUGGUUCGGCUCAGAUGUGGUCCCAUCGGGGCUCGGGCGCGUUCCUGCGUCUGCUCGGUCCAGACGCCAGCAGCGCCGUCGUCUCGUCCCGUCACCGCUGUACAUUUUGGGUGCGAAACGUACUUUCCUUCGACAUUUCCCUCUGUGGGGCGAAAUGGGUUCUGUACAUGUCAGUGGGCGUACACGGAGGCGGACCGCGGGGCAGCGAGGAGGACCUCCUCGUCAUCUCCGGCCGACCGCGUUAGACCAGGAUUGUAGAUUUCAGAUAGUUCGUGUGGUUGUUUCAGGUUAAGCCGGCUUGUUCUAGAGGUAGAGCUUGAUGCGGUGUUUGCUUCUUCUUGGACAUCGUGGAUAUUGUGAGCUUCCAGUGUCGAGUGAAUAUGCAUAGACAAACGUGGAGUUACGUUAUGAGUAAAGAUACCAGGCUUGUUUUCCGUUCUCUUUCGUAGCAAACUGCAUGCCGCCGGCGCUUUUUCACGGCGCUCCUUCUUUCCAGCGAGCUUCUGCGAAGGUUUGUUGUUGAACUCGUUAGUGACUUAGCCAUCCGUGAUGGUGGACAUUGCCUGCAUGUGUUUGGAACGUGUCGAGUGUUGCGUGUUCGUUGCUGUUUCUGGGGGGGGGUCGGCGGUUCCGGUUGGUGGUUUGGUACAUCUGUGGAAGAUACAGCGGAGUUACCAAGGAGUCAGGGCAGCUUGCCAGGCAAGCCUGAGGCAUAAAACUUGCAUGUGUUUUUGUCUCCGACAAAACAUACAUCGCUGGAGUUUUUUCCCGCUUUUUCUCACAUCUCAACUCAUAGUACUGUGCCCCACCACAGGCGGAGGUCACCACAGAGUCCACGGUUUGGGGGGAGGGAACGUCUGUCCUUACAGUUUCCAGUGCGUAUGUGUUUCUGCUGCUCUCAGAUAGAAUACUAAUGUCAAUCGGAUCUAAAUGUUGGUGCAAAUAUACUCAACCUUGAUGUACGUGGAGGCUGGCCGGAGUUUGGUAGGGAUGGGUACCGAAACUCAGGACGAUAAACUCGGUUUUCGGUGCUUCGUUUUUAGACGCGUCAAUCUACUUAGUUUCGGUUUUAAAUUCUAGCCAAUCAUUUUACCUUUUUUACCAGUUGUGGGCGGGCUCAUAUAAGGAAGGAGGAGCUUUAGCCAAAAUGGCAAAAGCGAAGUGAGCAACAAUUUGGGAAAAGAUUCUAAUUCAGUGAUGUUAAAGAGUGUUGCCCUGGCGAUGAGCGGUGACACUUGUUUAGACUAUCAGAAAGACUGGAAUGAAGCAUCUCAUGAUACGUUCACACUGUGUCGCACAUUUAAACGCAGGUUCUUAGAAGUGCUUUUAACAUACAGUGUUCACAAUGGACUAUUGUUUGCCGAUAUGAUGCGAAAUGUCGGAGAGGUUUAAAGCUUGCGAAUAUUUCACCAGGCUCUAUUGCGAUUUAUAAAAGACUUAUGUCUAUGGACUAUCUAGUGCUCUGGAUUUUAAAAGCAAUUCGGACACCAGGAUCACUACUUUACUUUGGUUUUUAUAAUCAAUUCAAAAAUGUCAUGAUGUCUCUUUGUGACUCCACUGUGUUCUGAUAAUGAAAAUUUGGGUAGUUUGUUAAAUUACUUAUUAAAUUUCUUCGACCACAAUGCAUUGCCUAGAUGUAGUAAGCAUCGAUGCGCGCUAGUUUUUCGCAAAGAAAUUUCUAGUGCACUAAAUUUUGGAAUUGUAGAUUCGGACAGCACUACAAAAUGGCGAAUGGACUAAAUACUGCACUAUAUAGUGAGUAGAGAAGGAAGUUAAGAAUUUCUUGGUUUGUACUUCUAUGAAUUAAAAAGAUGCAAUCCCUACAUCACUAAAAAAACUAAACUCGUGAUUGUGAGAGUUUUGCACAUGAAAGCCCGAAAUGUGCGUUUACAUAAUCUGCUUAAAGGCGCGUUAUCGAGGUCGGUGUGAACAUAGCUUUAGGCGCGUUCAGGCGCUCUUCAACUCCCGACGCGAUUGAAUGGUUUCAGAAAAAUGUGCUUUAGUCAAAAAGCCAAAAGCGAAGCGAACAAAAUAAAACAUCUUGUGCUACGUUCACACCGGGAUUUCGAACACGAGUGUUCAACUGCUCUAUCGCUAGCACACAGUUUGAGACUUGGUGCAAAAUGUCAGAGAGGUGUAAAUGUCACAAAUCUUGGACAAGGCUUUUUCUUUCACUGCUCUAUUCCAAUAUAUGAAAGAAUUGGUGUCGUAAAAUUACAACGGGAAAAAAAAAGAAAUCAGUUUUCAAAUGGUUGCCACUUCUACGAGCUAAAAAGGAUGAUGCCCAUACCAGAAUCGGAAUCCCUGAUUGGUCAAAGUUCAACUGGUUUAAAUUUCAAUGCUAUGUUAGUAUGUAGAGCCUCAAAAAAGUUGCUAAAAGUUUCAUGUCUGAAUAUGAGAGUUUUGAACAGGAAAGCCCGAAAUGUGUGUUUACAUAAACCUUUCAUUGUAAUUAGCUACUUUUGUUGCCUAUGUGAACGUAGCAUUAGGCACGUUAAGUUCUCUUCUUCAAUUUGCGACGGUGCUUUGUCACAAUUUAAUGCUAUUGUAAAAAAUUAGCUUUAUUUUCUGAAGCACCGAAACUGUUUUGAAAGUAUAUUUACAGUCCGAACGGUACCCAUCCCGAGAGUUCGGGGUGCAUUUUUCCGUCCCCACUCGCUCCACAUCGUAACUGCUUCAGCCGUCAUUCUCCCUUUUGUCCACUAGAGACUGCUGUUGCGUAGCGGAUGUUUUUGGAAACCAGCCUCGACCUGUAUUGGAACCUCUCUGUGCAUGGGAGGCUUCAAUUCAUUCUCACGACAGAGUUCUGCGCCGGUUUGCUCCGGGCGCGGAAGCAUUUAUUCCUAUUUGUUCGGAUGAGAAUACAUAGACUAGCUAUUAUUAUGUCAUACCCGGCGCUGCCCCCUACAGGCAGCCGCCUAUAUGCAAAGCUAUUUAUAAAGAUGUAUCUUUCAUAUCAUAAUGUUGAUAUAAUAUAUAUACUGAUGUUAAUAUACACAAGGAGUUAUAAUAAACAUAGUAUUACUGAAUACCUUAUUGAUUCUAUACCUUUAGAGCGACGUUUUGUUCGAUGGUUUGCACAGGCCAGGACGACCCUUUUGUGCCGUUUAAGAGUGCAAUAAGUGCCGGAGUCCCUCGGGCUUUGAGGGUUUUCGGAAGCUACUUCUUACCGUUUACAUGACUCGCCUCGGCGCCGACCGUACGCUUCUCCACGGAAGAAUUCCUCGCCGCUCAGCACACUCCAGGACCCGGUCGGACGGCGUCCGUGCAGCUGCCCGGCUCGCUGGGCUUUUACGAAGGACCAUAUUGUGGGACUGAGGGGUUUUCUGUGUUCUCUGGAACCUUUCCGCGCAGCAUGUGUCGAGUAGGACUUGUGUGUGUGCUCUUGUAACGUGCCAAAAUCCAAACCUUACCUCCAUAUGCUGUAACAACGUGGAACUGCAAGCUGUAUUUUUUUCUGUUCUAUGCGGAAACAUGGUGCCAAAUAUGUGAGUGUUUGUGUGUGGGGGCGUGAGGGCGUGCCAUCGUGACAUUAUGCAUGGGCUCAUUCUGUCCCAUGUGACUCAGACGACAGAGGUUCCUGAAUGUAAGCUUUAAACUCUGUUGGGUUUUCCUUUUCUAAAAACACAGCAGCUCUUCUCUCAUGUAAUGCAGUCGACUUGAACUUAGUUUGUGCACUUUGUAUAGUUUUGGGGUUUCUUUUUUUGUCCAAACAGGGUAUUUUGUUAAGUGAUUUAUGUACCUUAAAAAUCAGAGCCAUAUAUAUUCUGAUGUUGAUUAUUAUGCUAACAAGGGACAUGCAGUCUGUAAUAAAGGUUUGUUGGUUUCUGCCUGUUUGAUUUCAGAGUCACUGACCAGCAGCUAACGUUCAUUAAAGGUCUGACCAUGUGGAAAAUCAUC